Molecule: messenger RNA, 999 nt
Organism: Protopolystoma xenopodis
Lineage: Eukaryota; Metazoa; Platyhelminthes; Monogenea; Polystomatidea; Polystomatidae
Source: the annotation of a GenBank genome assembly
AUGUCUUUCUCCUGUCAGCAUGGCGAUAUUCUGCCCAAUGUUCUCGGCCAGUCGAGGUCUGGUGGCCGGCCGAAGAGUGUGUUUGAUGGGAAAACCGACCAAGGCACGGACGGAUGGACGGACAAACGAACGGGUGGUGAUGGUCGCGCCGGUCCAUUGGCCAGCCCGACACUGGUACCACGGCAGACGGGCAUUGGUGCGUCCUGUAGAUCUCCGGCACACACACACACACACACACACACACAAAAGUGCAUACACACAUGCAAAAACAUGCACACACGCGCAAAGGAGGCUGUCAUGCCUGUCGCGUCAAGCACAAUCGCUUGCAAUUCACGUGGCGCGCUUCGCCUCAGUCCACCGCUUCGCGUCCCGCUCCAUCACUUGGGCCUCUGUCUCUUCUCCGAGUCCGAACUACAAGAAUCGGGACUCGAACAAGACAACUGGUGGUUGGAAAUCCUGGACUCGAGGCUCAAUACUUGGGAUUGGAAGCGCAGAAAUCGGAAUUGCCAACUACGAGUCGACGGUGGCGGUGGAGGUGGCGGUGGCGGCGGCCAGACGGCGUGGCAACACGGCACGACUGGGCCUAUCUCGGUCGUCAAGACGACGCAGUCCGGUGGUGAAGUCGUGCCGGCCGACACCGUGGAUCUGCUGCUUCACUUUGUCUCAGGCCUCGGGCCUAGGCCCGGCGCCGACAUGGAGAUCCGGCAGAGUUUGGAGGCGAAUUUUCUGACCUGUCGCCUGUGCCAGCAGGUCUAUCGAGAGCCGAAAUUGCUCGAGUGCAUGCACAGCUUCUGUCGGGCAUGCCUGGACGGUGUCGUGGAGACGGCGCGCGCCAAGCUCGAGGCCGAAGAGCGAGCUCGUCGCGACGCCGAGCGCCAAGCCCGUCUGGCCUCGGCCAGCUCGACCGGGAGCACCUUCUACGCCGGCAGCGGCUACACGUCGGGCUACCGUCGCAAGUGGUCCAGCCGACUCAAGUACUACGGCAGCGACUACUCCUCU